This is a messenger RNA of Trichomonas vaginalis G3, 777 nucleotides long. RefSeq names its product phage tail repeat-like family. Bases 1 to 777 code for a protein of 258 amino acids. The record is from RefSeq and is a predicted model, not a curated record. The transcript has a single exon. Lineage: Eukaryota; Parabasalia; Trichomonadida; Trichomonadidae.
AUGAACAUUGAAGGUCAUGCCAGAAACUUUGAAACCCAUGAACUACCAGCAAUGUUAGAGAAGAAAGCAGACAAGAACCAUACACAUACAAGUUUUACAACUGUUGCUAUAGAAAGUAUUGAAGGAACGGUUGAAGAACCUGAUGGGGAUGUAUUAUAUUGUAAACCUCCUAACUUUCCACAAGGUUUAACAUCGGAUGACGACAUAACGACGAUGAGAAACAUUAGAUGUAAAGAUGUUUAUGUCAUGAAGGAUGAACAUAAUAUUAAAUUCACUGCUCAAGAUUUAUAUGACAAGAAGGCUGACAAAACAGAGCUUCAAACAUUAAAGACUGAAAUACUUCAAACAUUAUAUCCUGCAGGCUCUAUUUAUACGUCAAUGAACUCAAUAAAUCCAGCAACAGUUCUGGGUUUCGGUACGUGGGAGCAGAUUGUAGAUAAAUUCUUAUACUGUGCGAACUCUUCAAAGCAAACAGGUGGUUCGAAGAAAAUUAAAGAAGCAAACCUUCCACCGCACACUCAUACAGGAACUACAAACACAACAGGUAGUCAUUCACAUUCAAUAACAAAAAGAGGUUAUACAAAUCUUGCAGCAGGUUCGGAUAGACAGGGAAUGCAUAGAUAUGAUAUUUCAAGUGACCCAGUAGAUUCAAGCACAGGUAUUUUCUGUGGAACCACAGGAAAUCAUUCACACACUUUCACAACAAAUCCAACAGGCUCGGGUGAAGAUUAUAUGCCACCAUUUAUGACUAUAUUCGCAUGGUACCGCGUUCAUUGA